UUUAAAAUAAUUUAAUUAAAAUUACCAAUCAAUACUACAAAUGUCCUGUAUCUCUUUGACCCUCUCUUCUUUUGAUCUCUGAGUUCUCUCUCCUUUUCUUUUUUUUCCUUCUAAUCUGUCUGAUACCAAAUCUUUCCUUGUGCUUGAGAAUGGAAGAAACUGCUGGGAAUGCUGUUUUAGAAGUUGGAAAGUGCUUAAGUGCUCCGAUUGGCCGUCAGUUUAUGUACUUGUACAACUACAAAACCAACUUUCACAAUCUUGAAAAAAAAGCUGGAAAGCUGAAGAGUGCUAGAGAUGAGGUGAAGGCUAAGGUUGUUGCUGCUGAAAAUAAUGUGGAAAAGAUCAAACAGAAUGUUAAGGACUGGCAGGGCGAUGUGGAUUCCAUCAUCGAAGAAACAGACAAGUUGAUUGAAGAGAAAUCAAACAGCCGAUGUUUCAACCUGAUCUCUUGCUACAAAAAUAGCAGGAACGCAUGGAAAAAGAUGAACGCUGUAACUGAACUUCUGCAGGAAAAAGAAACAUUUGCUGAAGUUUCUUUUCCUACCACUCAUGAAGUCAUUUGGCUCACUAACAAAGAUUAUGAGGAAUUUGAAUCAAGAAGUUCAAUUUUAAAUGAUGUGCUGAAGGCAUUAGAUGAUCCUGAGGUUGGAAUUAUUGGGGUUUAUGGAAUGGGUGGAAUUGGUAAAACCACACUGGUCAAAGAAGUUGGUCAACAGGCCAAGAAAAACCAGAUCUUGAAUGAGGUGGUUUUCGUAGAGGUAUCUGAUAAACCAGAUACUAAAAAGAUUCAAGAUGAACUUGCGUAUCAGUUAGGUGUGAAAUUUGAUACAGAGGCUGAACGAGCGAGCAAGUUGUAUGCCAGACUGAAGAAUGAUAAGAAAGUGCUUGUAAUUUUAGAUAAUAUAUGGGAACAAUUAGAUUUGCAGGCUCUCGGUAUUCCUUCUGGAAAAGACACUGGGGGAUGUAAAUUAUUGCUGACAGCAAGAGGUCUUAAUGUAUUAUCGAGCAUGGAUUCUAAGAAUAAUUUCUUGAUGGGUUUCUUAGAGAAAGACGAAGCUUGGAGCUUAUUUAAGAAGAUGGCAGGUGAUGUUGUUGAUCAAACAAAUAAGUUGAAUUCUCUGCCGAAUGACGUAUGCAACGAAUGCCAUGGUUUGCCAAUUGUCAUUACAACCAUAGCAAGAGCAUUAAGAAACAUGAGACACCAAUUUCAAUGGAAAGAUGCCCUACGAGAACUAAGAAAGCCUUCUCCAACAAAGUUUGCAGGCUUGCCAGAAAAAGAAUACACAAAGAUAGCAUUGAGUUACAAUUAUCUAAAACGUGACGAGCUCAAGAAAACUUUGCUAAUUUGUGGCCUAAUGGUAAAUAACACUACCAUUUCAGACUUAUUCAAAUUCAUUAUGGGUUUAAAUAUAUUGGAAGGAGCUAACUUUACAAUGGAAGAAGCACGAAAUAAGUUGGAAAGUCUUGUCUGUGAACUCAAGGAUUCGUGUUUGUUGCUUGAUGGUUCAACCAGUGAACGGUUUGCCAUGCAUGAUGUUAUUCGUUCAGUUGUCAUAACAAUUGCAUAUAAAGAUUAUCAUGUAUUUACAGAGCGAAAUGACAUGGUGAUGGAAUGGUCAGAUAAAGAGCAAUUGAAAAAAUGCACUAAAAUCUCACUAGUUGAUUGUAAUAUGAUUAGUGAGAUUUGGUCUAAAGGUUUGGAUUAUCCAAAACUUGAAUUUUUCAGUACGAAGAUGAAGGGUUUUUUUGAAAUCCCUGAAGAUUUUUUUGUGGGGAUGGGAAACCUCAAUGUUCUAAGUUUCCGCGACCUGAAGGUAUUGUCCUUGCCAACAUCUCUUGCUUUUCUCAUAAAUCUUCAAACAUUAUGUUUGGAUUAUGGGACAUUUUCAGAUAUAACAAUAAUUGGAGAGUUGAGAAAACUAAAGAUUCUUAGCUUGCGAUAUUGUAUGAUUAAACAGUUGGUUGAGGAAAUAAGUAAAUUGACUCAAUUGAGGUUAUUAGAUUUAAAUGGUUGUUGGAAAUUAAAAGUUAUAGUACCAAAUGUUAUAUCAAGCUUAUGCCGAUUGGAAGAAUUGUAUAUGAGUGGAUGCUCUAUUUUGUGGAAGGUUGAAAUACUUGAGGAGUUGAAACAUUUGUCUAAAUUGACAACUUUAGAAAUGGAUAUUUCAGAUGAUCAAAUUUUGCCAAAAGACUUCUUCUCCAAAAAGUUGGAAAGGUACUAUAUAACAAUUGGAAAUAGGGCUACUAAUUUUGGUAGGUCCUUUAUAGGUGGUGAUCAUGGGAAGCACAUGUCUAUUAAAAGCUAUUGGAUAAAUAAGUUUGUCGCUUUAAGAACGUUGAAACUGAAUCUUAAUUCUAUCAUCUGGCAAAAGGAAUUGCAGUGCUUAUCGAAUGUUGAAUUCUUAUGUUUAGAGAAAUUGCAGGGUAUUAAGAAUGAUCUCUUCGAAUUAGAUGAGAAGGGUUUUUCUCAUUUAAAAUAUCUCUAUGUCCAUAAUAAUCCUAACAUCUUGUGCAUUGUUGACUCAACAAAGUGCAUACCUCAUGAUAUCUUUCCACUCCUGGAGGCUUUGAUUAUUUUCAACUUGAUUAACUUGAAAAAGAUAUAUUAUGGUCUACCCUCAACAAAGUCUUUCUACUACUUGAAAUAUAUAGAAGUGAACGGCUGUGAUAAGUUGGAAAAUAUCUUCUCAUUCUCCGAUGCUAGCACAAGCCUUCCACAACUUCAAUUAAUUAAGGUGGAAGAUUGCAAGAAUUUGAUUGAAAUUUUUGCUGUUGAAAGUGAAAAUAGAGCAAACAAGAAUGAGGUAAUUGAUAAGAUUGAAUUUUGUCAAUUACGCUUCUUGACUUUGAUUAAUCUUCCAAGGAUUGCAAGCUUCUACUCAAAUGCAAAUACAAUUUUAACAUCGCAAAAGACACAGAAAGAAUUGACAAUUAAUUUGGAGUCCAGUGAUAUCAAUUCGGAGGAUGAGGAAAUUGAUACUGUCAUACCAUUCUUUAACAAAAAGGCUGUUUUCCCUUGUUUGGAAGAAUUAAACCUUGGAGCAAUUAAUUCUGAGAAGAUUUGGGACAACAAACUUCCAAUAACCUCUUGUUGCUACCAGAAUUUGAAAAGAUUGAUUGUAGAUGGUUGUCGAAAACAAAAAUUUGUGUUUCCACCAUCGAUAAUCGAAAGCUUUAAGCAGCUUCAAUACCUUGAGAUACGCCGUUGUAAGGAAUUGAAGGAGAUUGUUGCCAAAGAAGAAAUAGACGGUACUACUACAUUUAUCUUUCCAAGGUUAGCCUUUUUGAAACUCGAAGAAUUGCCAGAGCUUACAACUUUAUACCAUGGAAAAUACAACUCAAAUUGGCCAAUGUUAAGGGAGUUGAAGAUGCGUGAUUGUAGCAAACUAGACAUAUUUACUUCAAAAUAUAAGGUUGUUUUCCCUAGUUUGGAAGCCUUAAAGCUUGAAGCAUUUAAUUAUGAGAAGAUUUGGGACAACAAACUUCCACCAACCUCUUAUUGUUAUCAGAAUUUGAAAAGAUUGAUUGUGGAUAGGUGUCAAAAACUAAAAUUUGUAUUUCCAUCAUCUAUAAUCAAAAGCUUUGAGCAACUUCAACACCUUGAGAUUAGUUGUUGCAAGGAAUUAAAGGAGAUUAUUGCCAAAGAAGAAACAGAGGGUACUACUACAUUUACUUUUCCAAGGGUAGCCUUUCUGAAACUCAAAGAAUUGCCAGAGCUUACAACUUUUUACCAUGGUAAACACAACUCAAAUUGGCCUGUGUUAAAGGAGUUGGAGGUGCAUGAUUGUAACAUACUAGACAUAUUUACUUCAGAACAUAAGAUUAACCUCAAUUUGAAGAAAUUAACCCUAAGCAGAGUGGAUGACAUGAUAACAUUGUCGCAUCAGUUUCCAGAAAACUUUGGUAGAUGUACAAUUGAGAUCAAACAGGAUAAAUCUACCAAUAUUUCAGUUGGCAUCCUUCAGAGAUCGGUUAAGCUGGAAAACCUCAUGCUGAGUGACUGUUCAUAUGAAGAGAUAUUUACAUGUGGAGAGGAUGAGAAACAUACAAAAAUCUUGAUGCACAUAAAAAGUUUGGAGUUGAGUAAUCUUUCUGAUGCAAAGUACCUUUGGGGAAAAGGCUCCAAACUAGACUCUCUUCUUCAAAAUCUUGAGGUUCUAAAAGUAGAUAAUUGCGAUAGAAUGAUAAAUGUUCUGCCAUCCUCAGCAUCUUUUGAGAAUCUAACAGUUUUGAAUGUAGAUUCGUGUUAUGGAUUGAUGAACUUACUCACACCUUCAAUGGCAAAAAUAUUGGUGCAGUUGAGAGAAAUGAAAAUUGAAAGUUGCAGAAUGAUGACAGAAAUAGUAUCAAAUAAGACAGAAGAUGUAGCAGCAGAAGAUGAAAUUGUUUUUGGCAAACUGAAGUUGUUGUCACUUGGAGAGUUAAAAAGUCUCACAUGCUUCUGCUCUGGGAGUUAUGCAUUGAAAUUCCCAUGUUUGGAAGAACUGACUGUAGAUGGUUGUCCUGGGAUGAAGACUUUCUUUGCAGGAAACUUAUACACACCAAGUUUACAGAAAGUUCAAGAACAUUGGAGGGAUAAAGACAAAUGGAGUUGGAACGGUAACCUAAAUGCCACCAUACAACAACUGUACAAAAAAGAGGUUAACUCCAAGUCAGAGAAAUUGAUACUAAGUGGAAAAGACGUCACACUUAUAUGGGAAGAACAGCUUUCAGAACAUCAAUUUUCCAAAGUAAAAAUUCUUAAGAUCAUUAAGGAUGAAUCAUCUAACAUUCCAAUUGGAAUUCUUCAGAGAUUUAACAAUCUCAAAAAACUUGUACUACAAUCAAGUUCAUAUAAGGAGAUAUUCUCCUGUGAAAAAGAUGAGAAAGAUGUAAGCAUGCUCACACAAAUAAAGGAACUAAAGUUAUGCGGGCUUUUCAAUUUGGAGUACAUGUGGAAAGAAAAAUCUCAUCUGGACACAAUUCUUCAAAAUCUUGAAAUGUUAGAUGUAAAUUUUUGCCACAAUUUGAUUAGUAUAGUGCCGUCUUCAGCAACUUUUGAAAAUCUCAUAACUCUAGAAGUAUGGUACUGUGAUGGAUUGAUAAAUUUAGUAUCAUCUUCAACAGCCAAAAGUUUGGUGCGACUCGAAAAACUGAAAUUGUCACAAUGUAAAAUGAUGACAGAAGUAGUAUCAAGUGAGGGGGGUACAAAAGCCGAGGAAAUUGUUUUUGACAAAUUAAAGCUGUUGUCACUUUGUAAUUUAAAAAAUCUCGCAAGCUUCUGUGCUGGCAAUUACGUCUUCAAAUUUCCAGCUUUGGAAGAAUUGAUAGUUAGGGAAUGCCACAAUAUGAAGACUUUCUUUGAAGGAGUCUUAAGUGUACCAAGUUUACGAGAAGUAAAACAGGGUUUGUAUGAUGAAUUAGGAUGCUGGGAGGGUGACCUUAAUACUACUAUUCAAUUUCUACACAGAAAAAAGUGAAUAUUCAGAGUUCUGAAAGGAUACAGAGCUAACUCCAAUGAAAUCUCUUGAAUAAGACUCUUUUGUUUGUGGUUUGUGAGGCAUUAUUGCUGCUCAAGUUUCCGGUGUUGAGGUCAGACACGGGAGGCCUUUUGUUUCCAUCUUUAUUGUUCUGCUUCUGCUUUUUCAGUUUGCCUAUUGUGGUUCUUCGCAUUUAUAAUGUAAUAUGAAUUAUGUGUCUACAUGAAUGAAUGUCUAAAUUAUGAAAUUUGAGUCCUGAAUGGUAUGAUGAUUCUGUUUGGUGAUAUUGUUUUUGUCAAUAGUUGUUAACAACAGACUAGAUGUUAACAGGACAUAUGACUCUCGAAAGGACAUAAGCAGUGGACUAGAUGUUAACAACAGACUCACAAAAGUUUUUAUAAUGUGUUUUCAUUGUUGCAAAAGUUGUUGAGCAUGUGGUUUCCAGAUUUCAUAAUGUUCUUUAUAGCUUAUAAAUAAUUAAUUCUUUUUCACACGCAAGAGAUAUAUAUAAAAACAUAGAAUUUAAAUUUUAUAAGCUAUUCGUCAGUUUGAAACAGUUUUCUGAAUUUGACAAAUUGACGGUUGGCCUUUCUGGUUUUAUUACAUGUACUGCCAAGCAGAGUUUCAAAUUAUAUCAUUAGAUCCAUCGAAGUGUAAACUUCAGCUUGUUUCAUAAACCUUUCCCUAUUGCAAGCUCAGAUUUAAAAGGGUGUGGUAGUGGGUACAAAAAAGCCUGAGAUCACCUUGUUGAAUCUUGGGUCCUCUCAAGUCUUUUUAUUGUUCUUCUGCAAAAAUUGGUAACAUAUAUCUGGUAUCGAACUUAUUUCUUGCUUUUGUUUUAUUUAUGAAGAAAUUCUGGAAUCAUCCUUUCUGUCGCAAAGCUCUCGCCUGCAAAAAUACUGCAAGUUUCCUUGCGUUGAUUUAUUGGAACUUGCAAAGCUUCUGGUUCCAGGUGUUCUGCUCCAGAAUAGAUUGUGGAUCCUCUGUUUCCUUGGUUCCCUGUAUUGUCCUGUCUUUCCAGAACCAACCUCUGCAAUUGCUUACCUGCUGUGCUUGUCAUGGGAUUACAGCUGCUGUAGGAUCCAAAUUAUAUAUGUUACCAAUUUGGAUCCAAUCCCAGAUUUUUUCUACUUCUAUGCCCAGAUUUUCUGUCCUACGCUCCUGCUUUCUCUGGUCGACUGUAGCAGCUCAACGUUUCUGCUUCCUGGUUUUCACUGCAAUAGAAUCCUGCCUUCCUUCUAAUGCAGUCUGUUCCAGAUUUUAUUCUUCUCCAGUGCUGCAGUCUGUUUGACUGAAUUUAUUCUUCUACUGGCUUCCUUCUACUGGUUGCUGGGUUCUGCUAUGGAGAUUUAUUUUUGCUGUGUUCCUCUUGAGCUGUUUUUUACUGGAGCUGAAGUCUGCACAGGAAAGCUGUCUGUGCAGUUCUCGGAAGAAGCAAGCACUACCGGUCUGCCUGCUACUUUGCCUUUCCUGAUUGUGCAGCAGUGCAGCCAUUUGGGCGAAAUCCUGCCAAUGCCCAAGCUGCCCAGGAAUAGCAGCAUUGGUCACCUCAUCCUUGCAGUCCUAGUUUUUUUUCCCAGGUGCAACAAUUAUGCUCGUUUCUUCUUGUUUGUUGUUACUGUUGUAUUAACUGAUUAUAAAUUUAUGAUCCAAGUUUCUUCUUGGGAAUACUGCUGGAUUACUUGAAUUUCUUUUCUAUUCAUGUAUAUAUAUCUACAAGAGCCAUUUGAUAGUGCAUUCAAAAAUCUUGUGCCCUU
This is a messenger RNA of Mangifera indica (mango), 7216 nucleotides long. RefSeq names its product probable disease resistance protein At4g27220. NCBI's taxonomy places the organism in Eukaryota, Viridiplantae, Streptophyta, Magnoliopsida, Sapindales, Anacardiaceae. Gene Ontology annotation, molecular function: ADP binding. The record is from RefSeq and is a predicted model, not a curated record. Bases 150 to 5459 code for a protein of 1769 amino acids. The transcript is spliced from 8 exons.